Hirundo rustica (Barn swallow) is the source of this 1785-nucleotide messenger RNA. It is a transcript of the gene LRRC75A, whose product is annotated as leucine rich repeat containing 75A. NCBI's taxonomy places the organism in Eukaryota, Metazoa, Chordata, Aves, Passeriformes, Hirundinidae. The transcript is spliced from 4 exons. Bases 49 to 1140 code for a protein of 363 amino acids. The record is from RefSeq and is a predicted model, not a curated record.
CUCGCCGCCCCCUUGCAUGCAGCCCCCGGGCCGCGGGAGCCGCCGGCCAUGGGCACGAAGCAGACCAAGGGCUGCCAGGCGGGCAGCGCCGGGGAGAGCCCCCCGGGCCACCACCGCAAGAAGGCGGCUCCCCGGGAGCGGGGAGAUUUCCUGGCUUCCCUGGUGGCCAAGUCCGGAGAGAAGUUGGGGAAGGGCUCCGGCGCCGGCUUGCCCCCGUACCACCGGCGGAUCUGCAUGAUCCAGGACAUGCUGCUGCUGGUCAAGCAGGGCCGGCAGGAGGAGGCCACGGAGCUGCUGAAGAACCUGCGGCAGGAUUUAGGGAUGGAGUCCACCUCUCUGGAUGAUGUCCUCUACCGUUACGCCAGCUUCCGGAACCUGGUGGAUCCCAUCACUCACGACCUCAUCAUCAGCCUGGCAAGAUACAUCCACUGCCCCAAACCGGAAGGAGACUCCCUGGGGGCCAUGGAGAAGCUCUGCAGGCAGCUCACCUACCACCUGAGCCCCCACUCGCAGUGGAGACGCCAGGGCAUCAUGAAGAGGAAGCCGCAGUCCUGCUUGAAGGCCGUGCUGAUGGGGAAACCCCAGGACAACACCGUGGACUUGUCGGGCAUCCCGCUGACCCUGAAGGACCUGGAGAGGGUCACGUCGUACCUGGAGCACAGCUCGGAGCACAUCGACACGCUGGAGCUGUGCUUCACCGAGCUGACGGACGAGAUGCUGCUGCAGCUGCUGCCCGCGCUCGGCCGCCUGCCGCGCCUCACCACGCUGGCCCUCAACGGCAACCGCCUGACCAAGGCCAUCCUCAGGGACCUCACCGAGACCCUCAAGGACCCCAAGAAGUUCCCCAGCGUCACCUGGAUCGACCUGGGUAACAACGUGGAUAUUUUCUCGCUGCCCCAGCCUUUCCUGGUGAGCCUGAAGAGGCGCUGCCCCAAGCAGGGCAAUUUGCCGACCAUCCUGGAGUUCGGGGAGGGCCAGCUCGGUGAUUUGGAGGGGCAGGAGGGGCUGGGGGACAGCCAGGAGGAGCUGAGGGCAGGCCCAGGCCAGGCCGGCGGCACGGGCUCGGAGCAGACGGACAGAAGGGCCGAGGCCGGGGAGCUCCGGGGCUCGGAGCAGGGUGCUGCCACGCCGCAGACAUGAUGUGCGGCCCUCGGGUGGGCGCCUUGAGCAAGGAUGGCUUCAAACCUCAGAGCUGGGGCGGGUCUGUUCCCACUCCUGGGUGCUGCAGGAGUCCCAGCCGCUGCCUUCCCCCCCUGUGCCAAGAAUGUCAGCGAUUUUCUCCUCCAAGAACACCUCAAAGCGAUCACGUGGAGUGUUUGUAUUUCCUAAAAGCUGGCCGGGUGUUUUGGAGCGUUGGUGGUGCGCUGUGCUUUUGGCUCUCUCAGAAAAGCCUCUCCAAGGGGCUGCAGAACCUCAGGAGGGCAGGAAAAGGGAGGUUGUGAAGGGCUCCCCUUCCUCAGUGCUGGAUCUCAGCUGCUCUCCAUGUGAUGGACAGACAGCAGCCACCCCAAAGGAUGGGAUAAACCUUCAAUCCUCACUCCUGACUUCAGGAAUCGCCGGUGAGAGGCGUGGCUGCUGAGACACAACAAAAACCUGCUCACACACAAACCAGGGGUCAAAAACCUGCUCACACACAAACCAGGGGUCAAAAACCUGCUCACACACAACCAAGGAGUCAAAAACCUGCUCACACACAAACCAGGGGUCAAAAACCUGCUCACACACAACCAAGGAGUCAAAAACCUGCUCACACACAAACCAGGGGUCAAAAACCUGCUCACACAC